AUGGCCAUCACCAAGGAACCCGGCCAGAAGGGCGUCAACUGGUCCAACAUCGCUGUCGGUGCCAUUAUGAACAUGGUUACGACACUAGGCCAGCCGCUAGAGGUCGUCAAGACUCAGAUGGCCGCCAAUCGGUCACAGUCCAUGUUCCAGGCCCUUCAGACCGUCUGGAGUCGUGGAGGUGUCGCCGGCUUCUACCAGGGUCUCAUUCCAUGGGCCUGGAUCGAAGCCUCGACAAAGGGUGCCGUUCUCCUCUUCACUGCGUCCGAGAUCGAAUCCGCGACCGUCUCGAUGGGCCUCAACCCCGCCGCUGCCGGUCUCCUCGGUGGUAUGGGUGGUGGUAUCGUGCAGGCGUACGCGACCAUGGGUUUCUGCACGUGCAUGAAGACCGCCGAAAUCACGCGCCAUAAGCAGGCUGCUACCGGCAUAAUUCCCCCAUCUACCUGGGCAGUCUUUGCAGACAUCUGGCGCAGGGAAGGUCUCCGCGGCAUCAACAAGGGUGUGAACGCCGUGGCCGUCCGGCAAUGCACCAACUGGGGCGCCCGGAUUGGUCUGACCCGGCUAGCGGAGAGCAGCAUCCGGAAGAUCCGGAACAAAGGCGAGAAGGAUGCCCUCACGCCGCUCGAGAAGAUCGCAGCGUCGUCGAUUGGUGGUGCUCUGGCCACGUGGAACCAGCCCAUUGAGGUUGUCCGAGUCGAGAUGCAAUCGAUGGCCAAGUCGGCGGAGCGUGGGGAGAAAAAGACCAUUGUGGGGACCCUGAAGUACAUCUACAGGGAGAACGGUAUCAAGGGCCUCUACCGUGGUGUCACCCCCCGUAUCGGUCUCGGCAUUUGGCAGACGGUCUGCAUGGUGUCAUUUGCUGACUACGUCAAGGCUUGGAUCAAGAAGCAAUGA
Epithele typhae is the source of this 891-nucleotide messenger RNA. RefSeq names its product mitochondrial carrier. Gene Ontology annotation, cellular component: mitochondrion. Gene Ontology annotation, biological process: mitochondrial citrate transmembrane transport; alpha-ketoglutarate transport. Bases 1 to 891 code for a protein of 296 amino acids. Gene Ontology annotation, molecular function: tricarboxylate secondary active transmembrane transporter activity. The record is from RefSeq and is a predicted model, not a curated record. The transcript has 7 exons. NCBI's taxonomy places the organism in Eukaryota, Fungi, Basidiomycota, Agaricomycetes, Polyporales, Epitheliaceae.